UCGUGUUAGUUUUGUUUCCUUCUGUACUCACGGGGCGCCGCGUCAGAAGCUUUAUAGCAAAUAUUUUUGGACCUUUAACAACUCUUGAGGAAAAAAAAAAUACAAAUUAAUGUUACAGUAGAAAUUUACUGCUUCACAGGUUGCAACUAUUAUGGCCGGUGCCACCACAAAGACUGUACACGAUAUUUUUCAAAGCAUGGAGUACGGACCAGCAGCAAGUUCCAGCACUGCCUCUGCACAGGCCUGGCUGAAUCAUCAUUCCCGUGCUCUGGGUCUGUUUAUCGAUGGCAAGUUUGUCCGUCCAGAAGACAGACAGACUCGCUCACUGAUGGACUCCAGGGGUGAUCUUGUGUGUCACACGGUGUGCGCUGUAGAGGCUGAUAUUUCCCAGUGUAUAUCCUCUGCCCUUCAGGGCUUUGAUGUUUGGAGGGGCCUCUCCUGCUACCAGAGGUCCAAAGUCCUGCUCAGGUUGGCGAGCACCCUCGGGCAACAUGGCCAGAGCGUCACUGAGCUGUGUGACCUGUGUCAAGCCUCCUUCAGCUCCUCCGUCCUGGUUCGAAUGUUGCAGUACUACAGCAGCUGGGCUCAGCUCAGAGACAGGCUCAUUGCACACUGGAAGCCACUGGGUUUGGUUGCAGUGGUUACCUCUGAUGACUGCACUCUCUAUCCCCUGAUGCUCAAAGUUUUGCCCGCGCUAGCCAUGGGUAACGCUGUCAUUAUUGUCCCUGGUCAGUGCACUGCAGCUCCAACGCUUCUGCUGUCUCAACUUUUCAUGGCUGCAGGCAUCCCUGCAGGGGCCCUCAGUGUUUUAACUGGCAGUGACAUCUCACUGGCUGCUGAUGUGGUCAUGAACCCCAACAUCAGCUAUGUCACCUACAGUGGCAACAAGCAGGACGGCAUGAAGCUGUGUAAAGCCACAGCAGGGAUGGGUGUCCCAGUCUCCGUAACCCCGACCAUCGGCGCCACAUGCCCCAUCAUUAUCUUUGAGUCUGCUGAUAUCAACAGUGCUGUGGAUGACGUGAUAGAGACUGCCUUCAAAAAGAAAAAAGAGACGCACUGGGUGCUGUGUGUACAGGAGAGUGUGUUAAACAAUGUGGUGGACCGUCUGCAGCUGCGCAUUGCAGGCUUGAAGUGUGUGCCUCUUCCCAGCUGUGAAGCCAGGUUGCUAGUGGACGCCGCAGUGCAGGAAGCUCAACACAAGGGGGCCACGUUGGUGCCGUCCUGUGCCGUCCCCUCUUCUGGACCCCAAUAUCCUCCUACAGUUCUCUGUGGAGUGGCCCCCUCCUUUCAAUGUGUGGUCACACCCUCUCCUGGCCCGCUGCUCCCUCUUAUGACCUUCAGAAGCAACACAGAGGCAGUGACGCUCGGUAAUCACAGUCCACAUGGCCAAGCAGCUUCUAUAUGGACUGAAGACCUCACUCUGGCUCUGGAGACGGCAAAGAGUCUGUCUGUUGGUUCAGUGUGGGUGAACUCCAAACCUCUAUCUGAUCCAUGUCUUCCUUUUUCGGGUCACAAAGACAGCGGCACCUGCACCGACGGAGGGCAGGAGGGUCUGUAUCAUUUUCUACAACCAGCUUUCACCUCUGCUGUUCGUCGUACUUCACCUCUUGCUAUGGACUACACAAAUUUUGGAACUGAUGCACCUCAAGUUAUAAUUCCGGAUGAAACUGGUACGGCAAAGUCCUACUUGCAGUUUGUUGCUGGCAAGGUAUGCAAGUCAGAGUCUGGCUGCAGUGUGGCAGUUUAUCCACAAGGAAGCGGCAGCGUGUUGUGCUACUGUCCCGACGGAGGCCGGAAAGAUGUCCGUAACGCCGUGGAGGCAGCUAUCAAAGUUCAGCCUGGGUGGAUGAAAAAGAGUCCAUCUGCACGCGCUCAGUCCAUUCAGUCUCUGGCCAAAGGCCUUGAGGGAAAAAGGCGAGAAAUAGCGACGUCAAUCAGCAGCCAAACUGGUCUCCCAUUGGAACAAGCCGACACGGAGGUGGAGCUCAGCAUCGCCAGGCUCAGUGAUUGGGCGGCCUACUGUGACAAAGUUUGCGGCAGAACUCUGCCUAUGCCACAGUCUGGCUCAGGUCUCUCCAUCCCUGAAGCGCUGGGCGUGGUAGGGGCGGUCCUACCUGAGAAGCAACCCCUCCACUCUCUGGUAACAAUGCUUGGGGCAGCCAUCGCCACAGGUAACGCCAUCAUCAUGGUACCCAGUGAGGAUUGUCCACUGCCAGCAUUGACUUUUAUUCAGGUGCUCCAGUCUUCAGAUCUGCCUGCAGGAUUGGUGAACGUCAUUACAGGAAGAAGAGACCAGCUAACAAAGGCUUUGGCGAAUCACAGCGUCAUCAAGGCCAUCUGGUAUUGGGGCAGUGAUGAGGGCUGCCAGUACCUGCAGCACACCUGCACCAGCCCUCUGAAAACACUGCGCCUGUUCGGGAAAGACGGCGACAGGGACUGGUCUCACGCCUCUGUCUUAGAGGAGAUGUGGAGGAACGCCGUCCAGUGGAAGAGUGUGUGGAUUCCUACAGCAUAAUGUCAAAAAAACAAGAAGAUAAAGGUUGUGUUUUCUUCUAAAUCUCAACUUAAUUGGUUUUACAUAUACAGUGGUACCUCAACUUGCGAGUAAUUCGGCUGUUUGCUAGAGCAUAAUUUUAUGUACGAACAUUUCCAAACAUUUGAAGUAGUAUUUGUCCACAGCUGUAAUUUAGAUUCUGUCGUUAAUUAUAGGCAGUUGAAUUCCUAAAUGUAGGCUGUCACUUUGCAACAGAUAAAAAUUAGCUUGAAGCUAUCGCUGGUCUGUGCAAUAAAUGUAUAGUGCAAUGUCCGUAUCACAUAAACAAACAGCCCGCAGCCAGAGAUCGACACAAUCCGGCUGUCCAACCACCGGAAAUUACAACAUGAGUGCGAAGGACGACACCCAUCAAAUCAAAACACCAAACCAUUAAAAACAUUUAGUAGACUCGAAAAAGUGUUUACAAUCAUCAGGGCCGUCAGUCUGCACCACCCCUAAGCAGAAUUUAGCGUCCACGCCAAAACAUCCACACGGUGGACAUUAAUCCAUGAAAAUAUAAAGAAGCUGCCGAAUGGUCUGCAGGACUUUUCUUAUAUGUUCUUUUCUCCUGACUUCACAAACUGGACGAAUGAGCAUUAGCCUUAUUCACUGGGUUGUUGCUGUCAACUCUGAUCUCGCCGGUACGUUACUCAAAGAGGUCUGUGGUCAACAUAAACAACAAAUUCUUAGUUCAUAGUAUUCUAGUUCAUACGAAAACAGUGUUGCCAGAUCCCAUGAGAGAAACAAGCAACCACCUGUAAGAAAAUAAGGCUAAAAUCGCUUAUAAUAAGCGAACUUGGCAACACAGGAUGGAGAAGGAGCCUGAAGGAGAUACUGCAUUAGUCCGGUUCUCAAGAUAAAUGCUGUACAAUAUUACAUAAUUUUAUAAAGAGUGUUUAUAGUAGAUUCUAUUGUAUUGACUUUCAAACAAUAUUUACUAUCUAAAAGUUUGUUGUUCUUUUUAAAAAGCAUGUUGCAUGUUAACAUUGUGAUCCUUGGGUGGGGGAAGACAAGCUUGCAUUAAAUUGAUUUCAGUUUAUUUCAAUGAACGGGACUGAUUUGAGAUACAAGUGUUUUGAGGUACAGUGUAUGCGCUCAAUCGAGGAAUGCAGUACGCUUCUAAUUGAAACACACUUAAGUUGGUCCUGUUUAUGUUUGUCGACAAAGUCAUCAAGUAGCUGUCCACUGUGUUCAUCUUAUUACUUGAAUUAUCCCGCUUAAAUCAACAUCAAAGUAUACGGUCGACGGAUUUUGUCGACAUAACAUUUGAGUGCUAAAGGGGCCAUUCCCAUUUAUAUCCCUUUUUGUUGAUGUGUUGUAGUAGAGGUGGUCCUCGUUUACGACGUUCCGUACGCGCUCCCAUAAAUGAAUUAAAAACUUGAUGUAGUUCCGUAAAUAUGAUGACUCACUCAAACUAGUUGUGGCGAGCUAUCCUUUCUUAGCGUAGCACAGUGAUAACAUCGGUUAUAGUCAACUUUUUGCAUUUGCUUAUGUUUCCCAAGUGUACUGUGACAGCUCAUAAAGCCUUUAUUGCUGAAGUUAAAAUAAACAUAAUGAAAAGUUAAGCUAGACGAGAAACGCCCAGCUAUAUUGGCUGCCUUUUUAGUCUCAACAAUUAAACUCACACCACUCAAAACACGUGUUUGUAACCCCAUGACCACCACCUGUAUCAUUAUCGCUAAGCAGCGUGAAACAACAGCAACAUACACCACAUUAAAACCGUGACUUCCUGUUCAGUGCAAAGUCGGAUUCAAAAUAAAAGUAUGGCAAUGUUCGCAGCAACUAACAAAAUUCAAACAUGCAGUGAAAUACCGCAGCAGCUUUGCUAGAUAGGAGUAUAAAUAUGAUAUGAAAGCACAGGAAUCUAAAUAAAAAUAUGCGCAAAUCAUUUAUUAUAUCCCUUUCUCCUUCUCCUUAUAAUUACAGUUUUGUCAACUGCAUAUGUUGACAUCAGUCAGCCAGUUGGAGGGAAGUCGACAUAAACCGGGUUUUACUGUAAUAUGAAGAUUUAAUGAAAGAUAUUACAGCUGUAAGUUUAUAAAUAUAUAUAUUGCAGUCCCAUAUUUUCCCCGUGAGUUAUGGACAUGUGCGUCCAACUAAUUCAUUAAAUGUAAGAAGACCCCUUCACAUAUAACAAGACUGAAGUGGAUAAUAGACCCCAGUGGACGCCACAGUCGUGCUUUGCUACGAGUUAUUUUCUAAAUUCUAUUGUGUUUCUCACAUUCUUUAUCAAAAUGCUGGCACUCGCAACUUAUUUUGGCCCCAUGGUGGCCUAUUUUGUGUUUACUCGUACUUAAUCGAAACCGAGACAUAUUUUUGAUUUCCUAAAAUGUAAUCAUACUAAAACCAAGGCAUAUGCAAUCUGAGGUACUGCUGUAUUUUGUUGCAUUGACAAAUCCAUGUGUGGAAUUUUUAUCAGUUAAAUGCGAGCCUGUCUGUGUAAAUGUAGCCUAUAAGAGAUUUAAAAUGCGCCGUAAAAAUCCAAUCAAUAGGUUGGUAAGCAAUGAUUGAUAAGGGCUGAAUCAAAUGAGGGCCAAAUGUCGUGUUGUAGUGUUUUUCAACAGCAGAGAGUAGACUGGCAAAACAGUUACUGUUCCUCAAAUGGCAAUCAAAACAAUAAUGGUGAUAUUUUCAUGACGUAUUGACCGUCUGCCGCCUCUCCUACCUCAUUAGGUUUUAUAUGUACAGUGUGUGACACAACUCUGUAUUAAUAAUAACAAUAGAAAGCAUUUGGAUGAAACAUGAAGGUUCCACUUUUUCUUACGAGAGCAGUAUUGUCAAAGGUGAAUUGUGCCAACUGUGUCUUGUCAAAAUAAUAUAUGCUUUCUUUAUAAACAUGCUUUGUAAACAUUCCACUGCCAAAUAAGCGGCAGUUCUUUCUGAUUAUGUGCUGAACAUGUUAAUUUUCCCUCUGGGAUAAAUAAAGUGAUUCUGAUUCUGAUUAAAAAGUAUAAUGAAAAUAUAACUUUACUUGCUGCCCUGUUUUAU
This is a messenger RNA of Nerophis lumbriciformis (worm pipefish), 5521 nucleotides long. It is a transcript of the gene aldh16a1, whose product is annotated as aldehyde dehydrogenase 16 family, member A1. NCBI's taxonomy places the organism in Eukaryota, Metazoa, Chordata, Actinopteri, Syngnathiformes, Syngnathidae. The record is from RefSeq and is a predicted model, not a curated record. Gene Ontology annotation, molecular function: oxidoreductase activity, acting on the aldehyde or oxo group of donors, NAD or NADP as acceptor.